AUGGUUAAAACUGUAGGAUCAAAAAGUAAAAGUUGGAAGGAGUUGCAGUCACGUAGGAGUUGUAGGUCUAUGCAUCGUGUUCAUGUUCCCAAACAACAUAAUGAAAGUAGUUUGAUGCAGGAUUCUUUGGCUGCCAGACAAAAUGCCAGGGAGACAGGCUACAAAAUAUUUAAUAAUAUGAGCGUUGACGACAAAACUGUUAUCUCAACAAUAUUUAAGGAUAAAGUGGUUGACAAGAGAGUCUUGGUUGAAGAGAACCCAAAAGAGAUACGAGACACGAUGCCUGUAGAUAGUAACAAAUUUGAUGAGGGGUACCAAAACUGUAGUUUUGGUAAUGAUAAAGACAAAACAAAAGAAUGGUCGUAUGUUCAUGAAGAACAAAGGAAACAACAUGAUCAUGGAAAUAAGAAUGUUCUAUGGAUGGAUGAUGAUCAAAAGAGUCAAAUGGAUCUUGGAAUCUCAGAGGCUGAAAGAACUAAAAGAUUGGAGUGUUUGAUGGAAAGAAGAUCAAGAAAGCUAUCAAAUUUUCAGAUUUUAAGAAAUGCAAUGGGAGUUGGAGUAGGAAAUAACAGCAGUAGUACAAUUUCAUCCCUUCACAUUCCCAAAAAGAAUCCAUUUCUUUCGAAAAAUCUAGACAAUAUGAAUUCACCUCGUCCUGGUUCAGCUCCUACAUAUUUGGUUAAGAACAACCCGUUUGACCUUCCUUAUGACCCACAUGAGGAAAAGCCGAUUCUUACAGGUGAUGAAUUUGAAGAAGAGUUCAUGACUACUCAUCAGAAAGAAGCGUUGCUCAGCAGGCAUGAACCUUCUAUUUUAGGGGAUCUUGCACCUCAAGAAUCCACAAGUUGUGAAAACGAAGAAUCUUUUGACAUUGAUUUCGCCUACAAGCAGUUGAGAAGACUGGGAACUUCAAAAGUAGGUAGGUCCAUUUGUCACAUUGUUCUAGAAGAUGGCAACAAACAGCCUCAAGAUAAAAUCUUGAUUUCCAAUGUUAUCAUUGACGAUAAACAUGCAAUAGCAGAAGGCGAAUCCUCUAGAAAAGGGGUUGAUGCAGUCAACAUUUCUGAUGAAAAUGUUGGAACUGAAACAUAUACCAAAGAAGAGGAGAUUCGCCAUGAUGUAGUCUCCAGUGAUCAAUCAACUUCAUCAUCUUCCUCAAGUGAUGAUGAACCGAUCUUAAGACCAAACAAAGAAGCAAUAUUGCAUUGUCUCAGUAUGUCCCGAAUGAGAAUGAUUUUGCAGGGAAAAAAUAUUCUUAGAAAUGCUGAAUCCUUCGACUGUGGUCCGUCUGCAUUGUUUGAAAAGUCAAAAACAGAUGGUUUCUUUUUUGCUGCCAAUAAGCAGAUUCAUCAUGGUUCAACAAACUCGCUUGCUUCUGAUAUGCAGGUAGAGGUCUCGGAACUUGAUUCACCUCGAUCAACGAACAUCUCAUCUUUAGAUGAAGAAGGUAAAAGAAGCCUUGUUAACUCAAGAUAUCCAUCUGAAAUGGAUCUAUAUGAAGCCAGAUUGAGAGAUAUAGAUGAAGUCAGUGAGCACGGAUUUAAUGAUCCACACCAUCUUGAAUCAACCAUUAAGCCAGAUAAGCACAAUGAACAAGGUGCUCAUUAUUUUACAGAAGAUAGACGAUUGACAGAGGAUCACAAAGAUAGUUGCACAAUACUAAAGCCCGAGUCAUCUACAGAUCAGGGCUUGUCAUCCAGAUUUAUUAAUGAGGUUCAAAAAUCAGAUGAUCGCACAAAUGUAGUUGCGUCAUUGGAUCAGCAGGUGCCUGAUAGGUUACCUUCAAGUCAGAAUGAUAAACCUUCACACACAUCAACUAAGUAACAAGUGUAUAUAGCUCCUGUUAUCAAAUAUUCAACCAGCAAUAUGGAUGACUUGACAUCAAGAACCAUCUAAUCAAGAACAAUCCCAUCUCAGAGACCCGGAUCAAAAAAGUUUUAGGUGCACAAUGAUAAAGACUUUGAAUUCAUCAGCUUUGUAAAAGAAAUAUCCAACAAACCACAUAUACAAGAUUCUUGACCAAGUUGUAAAGAAAAAGAGCACUUGGUAAUGCAAUGGUGCUUAGUUUUUUGUUGAUAAAAAAUGUAAUCUACUAAUCUAGACUCGAUAUACGAAUUUUUGGUGCUUGAAGCUUUAUCUCUAUAAGCG
Messenger RNA from Erigeron canadensis, 2148 nucleotides. RefSeq lists its product as uncharacterized. The record is from RefSeq and is a predicted model, not a curated record. Lineage: Eukaryota; Viridiplantae; Streptophyta; Magnoliopsida; Asterales; Asteraceae. Bases 1 to 1824 code for a protein of 607 amino acids. The transcript is spliced from 3 exons.